UACAGUCUCGCCGAGAUUCAGGGUCCCCUGGAUCUCCGCGAUGGUGUGGCAGGGGCUGUGCCCCCGUGGCAGGGAAGGCAGAGAUCCACAGAGGGAGGGCCUGUUGAGGGGAUCGCGCGGGGCGAUGGCGAUGCCCUGCAGCCCGAGGCGGCGGCGAUAGCGGGUAUAGCUCACGGCCACCCCGACAGACGGGCGGCGGGGCCCCGCUCCCAACGAGGCGCCCUACCCACGUGGCGAGAUCCCGCCGCGGAAGGGCGUUCCUUCCCGGGCCGCCAAUCAGAGCGUCGGUUGCCCUUUGCACGGGCCAAUCAGCGCCCAGGGGACGCACAUUUAAACAUCGUUCCCGGGAGCUGCGGCCACCUCCGUGUGAGAGGGAGGGGGCGGGCAGUGGCUGUGAGCGCCAAUCUGCGUCGUGGAAGCUGUUAUCGGCACGCAGCUAAGCCAAUGGGGUUGCGGAGAGGAGUGCGGCAUCUCCCCGCGGAGCGGUUGGGUUCGGUGGGGGAGCUCCUCGGGGACUGUCGGGGCAACCCGUGCGCGGGGGGCUCCUGGGCGCCGGGCCGCGCCGCCGCGGGCAUGGCUAAAGGGAAGAACAUGCCCAAGGCUAGGGCGGGCGGCGCGGAGAAGGCGAGCCCCGAGAACGCCGAGAGGAAGGGCUCCGGCCGCUCCCGGGCCGGCGGGGUAAGCAUUUGCCCGGGCCUGGGCGAGCGGAACGGAGCGGACGCGCAGCUCCUGGGGACUAGUGUGUCCGUCGCUUUCCUCCGCGGUGCGAGCGGGCCGGAGAAUGUGUUUAUUGGUCAAUCCAAAAUCUACAGCUACCUGAAUCCUAACAAAACUCCUGGUGCUCGCCCCCCACUUCAAGAAGAAAACUCCGUCAUGUAUCACGAAGUGAAAUGUCAGGGUAAAACACUAAAGGAAACCUACAGGAAAGGAGAUGGAAAAAAGAAUGGUGGCAAUGUCAUUGAAGGUGCUAUGAAACCAGAAGACCAGAGGGAUAAAGAAGGUGGGUGCAAUACUUCAGUACCCUCCUCUGAUCAAAAGCAAGAAACUGUAGAAACUCAAAAGGCACCUCUGCCUUCGGACUGUGUUGAUGAAGCCAAUGCAAAGCCAGCUCAGAAGAAGAUGGUUAAAGCAAAACGUGGACCAAGGAGAAAAACACAAGGAAGAACACCAAAUCGGAAAGUGACAGAUUAUUACCCAGUUAGAAGAAGUUCCAGGAAGAGCAAAUCUGAACUAGAGACUGAGGAGAGAAGGAAAAUAGAUGAGCUAAUUACAAGUGGGAAAGAGGAAGGAAUGAAGAUCGAUUACAUUGAUGGCAAAGGGAGAGGAGUGAUUGCUACUAAACAUUUUAAUCGAGGAGAGUUUGUGGUUGAAUAUCAUGGGGAUCUCAUAGAGAUCACUGAUGCUAAAAAGCGGGAAGCUGUGUAUGCUCAAGAUCCAUCCACAGGCUGCUAUAUGUACUAUUUUCAGUACCUCAGCAAAACAUACUGUGUUGAUGCUACAAAAGAAACUAAUCGUCUCGGAAGACUGAUCAAUCACAGCAAAUGUGGCAAUUGCCAAACAAAGCUUCAUGACAUUGAUGGUGUGCCUCAUCUCAUACUGAUAGCUUCCAGAGACAUUAAAGCAGGUGAAGAACUCUUGUAUGACUAUGGAGACAGAAGCAAAGCUUCCAUUGAAGCUCACCCAUGGCUGAAACACUAAGUUGUCUUCUUUGGGGUUGUGUUUUCUUUUUGGACUGAGUGCUGUACAAGGAGUCAGUGGAUUUUUUUUUUUCCCCCUCCCCUGUCCUCACUUCCCUCAGCUUUCUUAGCAGACUGCUUACGGUGUUCUGAGCUCUUUAAAAACUGCCUUUUUGCUUUGCAGUAUUUGAAUACCUAUUACAGUUUUCCAGGCAGGCUUGAAUAAUUGAUCUUAGAUUGCCAAAACUUUUGUAUCUUAAAAGGAAACUCUUCAUAACAUUUGAAUACUUCUGCACAGUGACCAGUGCCACUUGAGCUUGCAGUCAAAGUCUUGCACAGCAACUUAAUCACUUGGAUUGUACUUCUGCUUUAGCAAUGGAAUCUCCUGCUCCACUUUGUGGAGUGAUGAGCUUGGCAUUAGCUUUAUCAUGGUAAAUGUACUUCUCUACUCUGACUCGUACAUCCAAUGGCUUGACUGCUUGUCAGGCUGCUUUAUACAACCUGGUGCUGACAGGCUUCUCUGAGGUGGAUGCUACUAUCAUUGUUAUGUAAUUUGUAGUAGGGAUCCAGUUUUUCCAGUGAUAUCUCAUGUUGGCAAUGAAGUUGAAAUGCACUGGUGUUGAGGGAAAUGGAUGGUCAAAUUGGCUGCUUUCUUCAGAGAAAUGACUCCAAGCCAAAUGAGGGUGGAUUUUGAUAGACUGGGUUGAUACUGGUUAGUAAUGUGAAGAUGGAACUUCACAGCGAGAAUCAAUGUCUGAUGUUACUUAUUUUCUAAAAUUGAAGAAGGUACUUUUUAUAGUCAAUGGCUGAUUCUUGGAGGUGUCUCCCAGAAGAUUUUAAAGAAGUAAAAGAAAAAGCUUCCUAUGCUAAUUAGCCCCAUCAGAAGCUAUUUAUUUACUGUGAAUGCUUGAAACAGAGCAUAGCGAUUCCAAAAAUAGGAGUCAUCUUCAUGUGCAGCUUCAGACUGUAAUGAUGGAGUUCAUGCAAUUAAGAAAGUAGCUUCCUUAUUGCCUGGUCCUGUAGGUCUGUCCAGCAUGGUCUGGUCCCACUGUCUGAAAUGGGAGCUGAGCGCUGAGCAUCUUGUGGACGUUUGUAAUGUUACUGUUGGAGAACCAAAUGUGUGAUCUAGGCGGGCAAUACAAUGCAGGUCCUUUAUGUUAAAGAUGAAUUCUUACCAGUUGGAAUUUUUGCCAAGGCAGACUUGGCACGUGUGUAGAUGAAAAUGGCUGUGAGCCAUCAGCCACGCUUGCUGCUGGAAGAUGUCAGCAAGGGAUCUGUGGCUCUUUAAUGUCUGCGGUUCCUCAUGUCUCGAAGGCUGCUGCUGUUCUAGCUAAUGCCCUCUAGGACAAUCUUAGAUGCUUUCCUAUGUGAUAGGUCAAAUAGCAACAACAUCCUGGCUGUAUGCUCCAGCAGCAAGAGAGGUGGCUUAGUGAUGUAUUUUUUAAAUUAAAAACUUGAAGACAAUGUCUCUGUAAAAUAAAGAAUAUAUUUAUUAUUGAUGAAGUGGCUGCUACAAUACCUGUCUCCCUUGCAGAUCAUUAGCGUUGUGAAAGAAAGCUGUGAAAAUCAUUAGCCAUAAAAUGCUUUAGGUUAUUUACCACUCAACACAAGGCAAGCUCAUCAGAGACAGCCUCUGUAUUUUCCCCAUUUCUGAAGACAACUGGAGACUUGUUACCUUACACGUGACAGUACUGAGUUACAGGUAAGCUUUGUUAGCUGACUUGUUCAAAUCAGCACUGAUUUUUUUUUCCUCUGGUCUCAGUAACAGAGACUACAGCAGUGUACAGUAUCCUUUUUUUACUAGAGCACUUCCCUUCAUUCAAAAUUGGAAUAAAAUGCUUUUGUGGGUUUUUUGUAAUUUAAACAUUUGCUUGUUCUCUGUCAGGUCAAAUAGCUUAAAACCUUUGUUCCUCAGCAUUUUGUAAAGGAGGGGAAAUCUCUUCCCUAUUUUACAUAAGAAAACUGUCUUUUCUGAAAUGCUUAACUGUUAAUCAAGUAGCACUGCAUUGGAAGGUGGUAAUAAAGCUGAUGUUGCACUGA
Colius striatus (speckled mousebird) is the source of this 3716-nucleotide messenger RNA. RefSeq names its product lysine methyltransferase 5A (gene KMT5A). The record is from RefSeq and is a predicted model, not a curated record. Gene Ontology annotation, molecular function: histone H4K20 methyltransferase activity; protein binding. The transcript has 8 exons. Lineage: Eukaryota; Metazoa; Chordata; Aves; Coliiformes; Coliidae. The coding region runs from base 445 to 1698 and encodes 417 amino acids.